Molecule: messenger RNA, 255 nt
Organism: Grosmannia clavigera kw1407
Lineage: Eukaryota; Fungi; Ascomycota; Sordariomycetes; Ophiostomatales; Ophiostomataceae
Exons: 1
Coding region: 1-255 (84 amino acids)
Source: RefSeq, a predicted model, not a curated record
AUGGCCACACUCGUCAGAGUUGCAAACACUCCACCAGCAGGCGUAAAUGCACCGUACACGACCGACUGGUACCAGGCCGCUGCAGAUCCUAGAGGCUUAUUAGCAUACGUGACGGCCAAGCUGGUGGCACAGCGGAAACUCACCUGCAGCGACACCGACAACAUUGAACCCGACUGCAGAGAGGACCAAAUAGACUAUGAAAAAUGUGACUAUCCAGGCAAGAAGGACCGAAAACACAUCUUCCGCCUUGGUUAG